AUGUUCCCAAUAGCUUUUGUUGUUGGGGAGACAGAAAGAAAAGACACUUGGACAUGGAUUUUAGAUAUAUUCUUCAAUGAUGUUGGGGUAAGAGGUACUGGAAAUGGAUGGGUUUUUAUCACUGACAAACAAAAAGAACUGGGGCAAGCAAUUGAGGCUUUCAAGCCAGAUGUUGAACAUAGGCAUUGUGUAAGGCAUCUACACAAUAAUUUCAAAGUUGCUGGGCAUGGUAGUUUGGCACUUAAACAAAGGCUAUGGGCUGCUGCUAGAAGUACAACACUUCCUUUGUGGGAAGCUGAGAUUGACAAUAUUAUGGAAAUAUCUACCCCAGCUCAUGCAUGGCUUAAGGAUAGGCUGGCAAUUCAUUGGAGUGGGUCACACUUUACUCCUGGGACCAAGUGUGAUAUACUGUUGAACAAUUUAUAUGAAUGUUUCAAUUCAGCAAUUUUGGAGGCAAGAGAUAAACAUAUUUGA
This is a messenger RNA of Prunus armeniaca (apricot), 474 nucleotides long. The record is from the annotation of a GenBank genome assembly. NCBI's taxonomy places the organism in Eukaryota, Viridiplantae, Streptophyta, Magnoliopsida, Rosales, Rosaceae.